UCAUUACAUAAUUUACUUCUUUCUUUAAAACAACAAAAAAAAAAAUCCUAGUCGCCACUGUUUCGAAUUGAUGGCUUCAGUUUCAACUCCUUUUCCGAUUUCUCUCCACCCAAAGAUCGUACGAUCAAAGCCGUUGAAAUUUCGAGUUUUGACCCGUCCGAUCAAAGCUUCCGGGUCAGAAACACCUCCUGAUCUAGCCGUAGCGACACGAACCGGGUCAAAAGAUCUUCCGAUCCGGACCAUACCGGGAAACUACGGUUUACCAAUCGUUGGACCAAUCAAAGACCGUUGGGAUUACUUUUACGACCAAGGAGCUGAAGAGUUCUUCAAAUCAAGAAUCCGUAAAUACAAUUCAACGGUGUACCGAGUCAACAUGCCACCGGGAGGUUUUAUCGCCGAGAAUCCACAAGUUGUGGCUUUACUCGACGGUAAAAGCUUCCCGGUUUUAUUCGAUGUCGAUAAAGUCGAAAAGAAAGAUCUUUUCACUGGUACUUACAUGCCUUCAACAGACCUAACCGGCGGUUACCGUAUCCUCUCUUACCUAGAUCCGUCCGAGCCGAAACACGAAAAGCUCAAAUCAUUACUUUUCUUCCUCCUCAAGUCAUCUCGAAACCGGAUCUUCCCUGAGUUUCAAGCUACUUACUCAGACCUCUUCGAUUCUUUAGAGAAAGAGCUUUCCCUUAAAGGAAAAGCCGAUUUCGGCGGCUCCAGUGACGGAACCGCCUUUAAUUUUUUGGCUCGAGCUUUCUACGGGACGAAUCCCGUAGAUACAAAGCUCAAAGCCGACGCGCCGGGUUUGAUCACUAAAUGGGUUUUAUUCAAUCUCCAUCCUUUACUCUCUCUUGGUUUACCAAGGAUUAUUGAAGAUCCUCUCCUCCAUACAUUUAGUCUACCACCGGCGUUAGUCAAAUCUGAUUACCAGAGACUCUACGAGUUUUUCUACGAAUCCGCCGGUGAAAUUCUCGUUGAAGCCGAUAAAUUGGGUAUCUCACGAGAAGAAGCGACACACAAUCUUCUCUUCGCCACGUGCUUCAACACGUGGGGUGGUAUGAAGAUCCUUUUCCCGAAUAUGGUUAAACGGAUCGGGCGGGCGGGUCAUAAAGUUCAUAACCAAUUAGCGGAGGAGAUUAGAUCUGUGAUUAAAUCCAACGGUGGAGAACUCACAAUGGGAGGGAUUGAGAAAAUGGAGUUAACCAAAUCUGUGGUUUACGAAUGUCUCCGGUUUGAACCACCGGUUCCGGCUCAAUACGGUAGAGCGAAGAAAGAUCUGGUUAUCGAAAGCCACGACGCGGCGUUUAAAGUCAAAGCCGGUGAAAUGCUUUAUGGUUAUCAACCGUUGGCGACGAGAGAUCCGAAGAUUUUUGAUAGAGCGGAUGAGUUUGUGCCGGAGAGAUUCGUCGGAGAAGAAGGAGAGAAGCUGUUGCGGCAUGUGUUGUGGUCUAAUGGACCGGAGACGGAGACUCCGACGGUGGGGAAUAAACAAUGCGCCGGUAAGGAUUUCGUUGUUUUGGUGGCGAGGUUGUUUGUGAUUGAGAUUUUCCGGCGAUAUGAUUCGUUUGAUAUUGAGGUUGCUAAGUCGCCGUUAGGAAGCUCCGUUAAUUUCACGUCGUUAAGGAAAGCUAGCUUUUAGGAGCCAAGGGUAAAUUUGUAAUUUGUUAUGUUCGCAAUUGUGUACCCAUCCUAUUUUCGUGUACUCGUUUCGUGUGAAUUUGAUAAAUGUUGUAUAUCUGU
Messenger RNA from Arabidopsis arenosa, 1731 nucleotides. The record is from the annotation of a GenBank genome assembly. NCBI's taxonomy places the organism in Eukaryota, Viridiplantae, Streptophyta, Magnoliopsida, Brassicales, Brassicaceae.